UUCACCUUUACUGUGAACGAUGGAGAUUGGUCCGUAUGCAAUAAUUUUUCAAUAAACUGCCCGCUGCGUUGCGGCUCAAAUUCCCUCUCAUUCGUCACUGGUGCGCGCUCAUCUUCUGAUCCGUGUUUUUGUGAACAACUAUGAAGGAGCAAAGUGGUGGGGAUUUGUUGGAGCGUCUGGGAUCGGAUCUCUCCGCCGCUAUUCUCCUGUGCUUAGAUGAUCCCGCCGAUCUCGUCCGCUUGGCCUCUCUCUCUAAAUCAUGGCGCAUAUUUGUGAUUUCAAAUGGCUUUUGCAAAAGGCUAUGCUUAAGAACGAAUCCAGAGAUAUCAUGUUUUGUACGUGCUAUUGAAGUAGGAGGUUUGUCAACUACUGCUGUGAAAAAAGUUGGUUCUAAUUGCUCUGGUCAGUGGCAUACUAUGGAAAGCGAGCACAGAAUUUUUGCUUAUUUUGGUUACCGCAGUGUUUCAUCCAGGUUUUUUACAGAAACUGGCGUGGAAUCAAUUUCUGCUUCCAACACUAAUGCUAUGUUGCCAGGUUAUUUAGGUCCAAACAUGUUCUCUUCUUUCUGGUCCAACAAGAGGAAGUCUACACUAACUUUCAGGUUAAGUUGCAAGCUUUGUGUUAUUCAUGAGAUAAAAAUACAACUACCGCAAGCAGAGUUCUAUUGCCGUGCAUCCAAAUGUCGCUUUAGACUCGGACAUAUGAGGAAUGAGAAUGCAACCCCUGAAGAAUUGUUGGCAGAGGACUUCAUUUGGACUUACGUUUCUCCAGAAUUUUCAAUGGUAGAGAUUGGUGAUUUUCAAUCUCUCAAGCUUCAAAGGCCAGUAGUCUGCAUCGGUGGAGUCCUGCAAUUUGAACUACUAAGUAGGGAUCCUUCAGAUGAGUCGUCCGACAUGAGGACAUUAAUAAUGGCUUCUAGGGUUAAAGCAAUUGUAUGCCCUCUCGCACCAGCAUUCGAAGUGAGCCUUCUCGACAGAAUGGGAGACUCAAUUUUGAUGUACUUUCCUGGUGCUAUACCGUAUCUAGAAGAUUUUUUUGUACAAGAGCCUUCUUUCUCGUCGAGACGUAAAUUUUGGAGAAAAGCAAAAAGGAGAAGAAAGAACUGGUAGGAAUCAUGAUUCUGAGUACAGUCAUUAGAGUCAGUGUCCAUCAUUGGAUGAAGGGGGUUUUAUAAGUUUAGAGAUGAAAUAUGAUAUUUAGAAUUAUCAUGUAUGGUCUGAAUCUUCUAAGAGAUGCUACAUUUCCAGAGGCCUAUACUUUUAAAAAUUCUGGUGCAAUGUAUAUUGUUCAACGGCUAGUUUCUUUAGAUAGUUUGUGUUUGAAAGUGAAAUUGUUGGAAUGUGAUUGUAUAGAAGUUUGCAGGUGAAUUUUAAUGAUGUUUAU
Molecule: messenger RNA, 1383 nt
Organism: Phalaenopsis equestris
Lineage: Eukaryota; Viridiplantae; Streptophyta; Magnoliopsida; Asparagales; Orchidaceae
Product: F-box protein At4g00755-like
Exons: 5
Coding region: 141-1109 (322 amino acids)
Molecular function (GO): protein binding
Source: RefSeq, a predicted model, not a curated record